Molecule: messenger RNA, 3765 nt
Organism: Aspergillus pseudoviridinutans
Lineage: Eukaryota; Fungi; Ascomycota; Eurotiomycetes; Eurotiales; Aspergillaceae
Exons: 5
Coding region: 1-3765 (1254 amino acids)
Biological process (GO): transmembrane transport; metal ion transport
Cellular component (GO): membrane
Molecular function (GO): metal ion transmembrane transporter activity
Source: RefSeq, a predicted model, not a curated record
AUGGCACUCAGAAACGAGCCGCUGGUUUAUCUAUAUCGUCAGUACAAGGAGUCUACGAAGUAUGCCCUCGGUUGGCUUUACGCGGUCUCCCAGCUUGCUCCUGCCAACCCACUCCCCCGGUCCGAUCUCCUGGAGGCAGCAAACAGAAUAGCCCUCCGGAAAAUCGAGGUUCCAGUGUCAGUCAUAUCACAUCUGAAGAGUGCUGUCACAGGGCGACGAAUGGUCCUGCAGAUAUACCGAAGUCUGAGCGAAUCAUCUGAUGGAAACAUAGACGAGGAUAAUAUCAAACAUGAAACUUUCAUCAAUAGAUUGGAAGAAGUUUUACGGAUACUGCUGCCGUUAAAGGCGUCAUCAUCUCUGCAAUCGACGGAAAAAUCCGACUCGAGCCCUAUUUCGAAUCGCUUCACGGCACUGCAGGUUUCUGACGACUCCAACGCUGUUGAGCCAAAUUUUGAAGAAGAAAAUGUUCAAAAUGUGCCACAUGAUGCUGUGCAUGAUUCACCAGCUGCAAUUCAGUCAUCGCAGUUACCAGAAGACCUUAUUCUGGAGGAUGAUGAUAUAGGAGAGUGGAUCGAGCUGAGCUAUUUCCUAUGUGUAAGAUCCCUAACCCCUCGUGUUUUAGAGAAGCUUAUUUCAAGACAGGAAAUGGACGCCAUAUCCGAACAGGUCAAUGAAUGUUGGAGACAGGCAGCCGGGAAACAGCUGCCGGUUCCACUAGCUGCCUGGCUGUCGACAACAGCUUUGCAUGCAGCGGGCAGAAUUUUUGCUCGCAUAAGCCACAUUGCCCCAACUUUUGAUGUUCUUGUUGACAAAUGGUCCAAACACGCGAAGAAGGGAGUCAAAAUUCGCUUCAAAGAUAUACCCCAGCUAGCUUCCUCGUUCGGUGGCCGUUGUGCUGAUGUGUUUACACUCCGGAAAAUACGCCUGCUGCUUCACCACUGUCGAACUCUGGAGGAAUAUAAGAAGAUACUUCCCAAUGCCGGAGCCAGGGCAAACCCUGCUGAUAUAAUAAAACCACACAUUCCUCGCGGACCUAAUGAUAUAACCUGGGUCCAUGACAAUCUAGCCCUUGAUAGUAUGCAGGAAAGCAUGCGUCAGUUGCUGGUCUCUGACCGUGCCAUAGCAGCUAUUGAAGCCUCUGAAAAAGACGUACAUAUCUCAGAGCCUUUGUUAUCAUCUCUGCGUCUGUUUCUCAGAGAUGAGAGCUUGCCUAUUCCGUUUCAACUCGUGUAUGGCAUGGAGAUGUUGUUAUCGACUUACAAGUCAUUCCUUUGGCCCCAGGGAAAGAAGACUACGCAAAAUCGCCGCAUUUUAGCUUUGCAAUUCGCCAAAGAAGUGCAAGGGAGUAUCUUGGACGCAGUAUCCGCGCUUACGGGAGUCCAAAGUACCGAAGACGAUGCUGCCACAAUUCGGCACAGGCUUCUCCUUCAAGUUCAAGCUGAUGAUCUAGAUACAUUUGUUCGUGAACAGGGCUUCGAUCUCUAUUAUCAAUCUCCUUGGGUGGCAGGAUGCCACAUGGUUGAAAUACUGGACUCCGCCUUUUUCGACGGAGUUUCGCUUUGCUGUGAUCUUGGAUAUGUCUGUGCAGUGCUGCACCUAUACAAUGCCUUGCGGCUCUUGGAUCCGCCGAUCCACAAGAUCACUCUGCUAGAGCAACUGUGCCAGUUGUUCCUCCAACCGCUGUUCCUGGGGACACUUCCCAAGGAGAAUUUCUGUUCCCAUUUCCGCAGAGCAAGGGGGCAGGGUCGCGAUCGAGAGAAGACCGCAAGUUCAGACAGACGUUCGGGCCUAUCGAUGCCGUAUACAAUGUCGAAGCGCAAGGUCGAUGGAAAUAGGUUGUCUCUGUUUCACGCCCUCAACUGCGUCAACUAUCAACCCACAAUUGAAUUCUGGACCAGAGUCUAUAUCGACCCAGCAUUGAGAAAGCCAAGUCGCACCCAGGCUGCCCGUGUUACGCGGGAGAUUCAUUCAGUGCCAUUCAGUGAGCCCCUGGGACGGAUUAAGACCGCCGUUAUGAAGGAAUUCACCGGUGAACUUCCCAUUAUGCGCACCAACCUGUUUGCAGUAUUCUGCUUCUGUUCUCGGCUGCUUCUUGAGGAAUCUUCAGUAAUUGAGGAAGUCGGCGAUCAGAGAGAUGAACUUGAGAGGGUUAAUGUUGACGGCAACAUGCAAAUAACUGAUAUAGAUGAUUUCAGGAAGAUACAGUGCUAUGAAUGGCGCCCCGCUAAGGGCGAUGAGACUUGGAUUCGACUGGACGACCCCCGUGUACUUGCUAGGUAUGCACUUGAAGCAGAACAUCUCACGCUUAAGAUCCCUCCGGCCACCUGCACAUUGUAUGACGCAGGGAAGCGUUUACCCAAACGAAUCUUACGACUAUCACAGGUCACAUGGUAUCGCAUCAUCAGUUUCCGAGGGUUAGCAGCAUCCGUCUGUGCUAAUAGCAGCCUUAUCCAUCACCACCAAAUCAGCGUAGAUAAAUUCUGCGAUCUCAUGUUUCGCGAGGUGGCUACGGGUUAUGGAGACUCCAACGGCGCGAGAACUUCAGAACUCAGGCAUGCCGUGGACCUCCAUAUUCGCUGUAAAAGUCGCACCAAGGGUGGCAACCCGUUCGCAUCAGGAUGGGCGCCUUUCCACAUUACCUGGUUUAGUCUCGUUCCCGAUGGUCAGCAGGGGUCCUUCGGUAGUGCUUGGAGAUCCGGUCCACUGUACGGCUGGAGCUCCAGAAUAGGCCCCGGACGAUACCAUUUGCAAGAAAUGGCCUUUACGAUGGGGUACUGGCCGAACAACGUUAAUGAAAUCGCGGGUUUGAAGAACAGGAGGAAACCUUUGGAAUCUAUUGAACCAGCACACUGGCACUGGACGAUUUUACACUUAGCCCCCUCGCACUUCUCCCAGGUUUCUGAGACAUCACCGCGCUAUGUGUUUGAGAACGAUGGUCAUAUAAUUCCCAUUGGGCUUAUUUUUGAGGCUUUAAUGGAGGCUGCUAGCUCAUGGGAUGGGGUUGCAGACCACCUGGCCACUCUAAUUACCAAGGGAGACGCAUUAUUUGAUCCGAACCAGCACGAUGCUAACAUACGAGAAUGGGACGAUUUUUGGAAAGCCCAGGAGCCGCUACUCACAGCAGGAGCUCGUUUUAUCAGCGAGUUUCGAGAAGACGUAGUACAGUAUGGGGAUAAAAUUCACCAACAUGUCCUUACUCCUAGUGUGGGACAUCCUCUAGCGCAGGUCCAGGAGCAGAUCAGCCGGCUGAGGAGCAUCCAGGCUCGACUCGAGAGCCUGCGAGAUCAACUCAGGACGCUCAGAGAUGGCUUAUUCAACGCCAGCGCGGUCAUCGAAUCCAGAGCUGCUACUGAGUUGGGCGAAAAUGUCAAACUUCUCACUUACGUUAGCAUAGUCUAUCUGCCGCUUAGCUUCUGUGCGGCGCUAUGGAGUAUAGACUUUAGCUACCACCUGGUCGUCUUCACCCUCGUCACAGUGCUUCUCUCAACUGCGACCUACCUCAUCGUGAUGAAUGUUAACAAUGUCGCCCGCCUGAGCAAAGGAGUGUAUCGAAGGUUUCGCGCUCGGAUCGUGCAAUCCAUGGCGAAUGAUCCGAACUGGGUUGCCGUAGGGGAGGCCUUCAGCCAGUUCCGACCGGAGCGUGAGAAUGUGACUCCAUCGGAGUGGAAAAUCGUGGUCUUUAUGGUAUCACGGCUGUGGCAAUGGGUGAGGAGUCCUCGGUUACGGACUCAUACUAAGGGGGUAUCCAAACCAGCAAACGUGUAA